UUGAAAUAGGUGGCAGCGUUGGUGAGAGCGCAUGAUGCCCGUGUGAUUUGGAUUCUCAACGUCUGGAUUACGCGAAAUUGUUUACAAUUUCAAAACAAAAGGAAUCGGCGAAUCAUGUGUGGUGCGUACGGCUUAGGUGUGCAAGUGAAUUGGAAUGCUUCUAACCAGUCGUGUUGUUCGUUUUGGAAAUUACGCGGUGUAUUUUGUUAAUUCAAUGAAACAAGUGUAUUUUUAUGUUAUCUUUUAAGUUGAAGUUGAAGUUGAGGAGAUCUAAUUGAAGUUUAAAAGAAAUUAAGAAUAAUAAUAAGACGCUUCAAUCCCAGUAAAUUUAAAAUGAUAUUGUUUUAGAAAGUGAUAAAGUGAAAAAUUAUGCAUAGAGCAAGUGAUAACACUUCGGAAUCUCUAAAUAUUGUAAUUUCCAUAUAUACAAAAAAAUGAAACCGAAACGGUUUUAUGCGCCGAAAAACACCAUGUUCGUAAAUUGAUCCACAAUAUCCUUACGUUGAAAUGGGUGUGAUUGUGACAGUAAACCUAUAUUUAUCACGAAUCGGAUUGUGGGACGAUUGGAAACACCGACUGUUCGAGCAGAAAUAAUGGAAGGAUCAAAACAUCACAUUCCCCGGUUCCGAAAGCACGAUACGGACAACAAUACUUCUCGAAUGUUUUGAUACGUUAACGUAACCUGACGACGGCAACAUAUCCACAAAAGCGGAAAGAAAUCGAAAAGUUGUCGAUGAGACGCUUUUCAUACCAUGUUGGGGAAAACCUUGAAAUAAAAUAACCAUAAACACGGACAUGUGGAACGCCGGCGGAAGCCAACAGCAACGCCGGUCGUGGAGGAUCGAUAUUGACCUGCCAACGGCCAUGCUCCUUUUUUUGGUGACACAGGAGAAGAAACGUUUGAGAAUUUCAUCGAAUAUUACGAAUAUGAAAUUGGCUUUCUUGCAUUUUCCAGAGCCUAAGGAACGGAGGGAAAACAUGCGGAAGUAGCGUUUUAUUAUUGACAUGUGUCCUUGUGAUCAUCCCUUUUCAAAGUUGUGUUGGAAACUGUGGCAAAGGUUCGUUAAGUUGUCAAAGGAAACCCUACGAUGGACCAAAGGAAAUCUUCAAUAAGGUUCAAAUUCCACACGCUUUUUUGGGUUAGAGUCGAUUUAUUAAGAAGAAAUAUGCAGGAAAAUGUGAAACUGGAAACAUUUGGAACAUAAUUGUUGAUUUAUGUUGAUGUUGUGUGCAUAAAUUCUUCAUCUUCGACCUUAGAAAUCGCAAGCGGAAGCCAAUCAUUUGUGUUCGAUGCGAUUUUCCUGAUUAACGACACGGCUGCUUUUGGAAGCCACAGCAAGGUGUUAAUAAGCUAAAUAUCAUUCUGGUCGGUGCAUUUAGGGACAAAUUCACUGGAAAGCGCUUUUGUUCCAAGAGAAAUUUGAUAUGGCACAGAAUAUUUAUGGGCUUGAGUGGUCCAUUAUGUAUGCCAAUUUAUGUGUUCUUAUUCUGGACAAAUGCCCCCGGAGCUAUGGUUGGAUGGACUCGGAAAGCAUGGAUGAAAUGGAUACAAACAGACGUAAACAUUAUGCAAUUUCGGGAGGAAUCUUUUUGGUUGAUAGAUUAUUUUCUAGAUUGCUGGUUGAUUUUUCUUUCGUUAUUCGUAAUGGGUUUCGGCACAACCAAAUGUAUGCGUUCUUCCGCUCUUGGUCACGUUUUUCUACGUGUUCCGUUUCGUUUUGCAUGAUUGAUUUUUGUGCAAGAUGGUUUAUUGUUUGGUUAUUUGUUUGGUUGUGAUUGAAGCAUGUAAAACACCACGGAAUGUCAGCAUGUUUCACGGACAUUUUAGGAGGAAACAUUGAUUUUUAUUUGGGAGAAUUGGAGAAAACAACUGAAAAUGGCCGGUGUGGCCAAUUAAGAAUGUGAGCAAUCAUUAAUCAUGCAUGCGCCAUAAGAGGUUGGGCCGAAUUUGUUGAGGAAUUUCAGAAUGAUUCAGAGUUUGAGGUGUUUAUUUGUUAUACUUUCAGUAGAUAAACGAUGUUGUGUAAGUUAUGAAGCUUUUUUUUUUAAUUUGCUUUUUUUGUGAUUUGAUGCGUGUAUUUUAUGUGCGCAAAUGUCGCCCCAAAAAUGAAAGUUAUUGCCAAAAGAAGAAUCAACAAACUAGCUUGGUAGGAGUGUCUUUUUCGUAGAAGUGCUUUUAGUUCUGUGUGACUAAUUAGAUUAGCGAACGAAUGUGUACGUAUCUACAGCAUUUCGGAGACUUUUGCAGAGUCAGGAAUAUGGCCAGUGUGCUAAAAUCCGUUCUCUAUGACUACCUUCGUUGAAUAAUCCCACCCGUUGUCGAUUUUACCCACGUGGUCGAGGGUGAAGGGGAUCGUUGUGACGAUGGUGGCACUGUUUUACGCAACACCUGUGUCGAAAUCAUGUCACCGGAAAUGGAACUAAUGUAUGAAUCAGGUUUGAGGAGGAUUUUAAGGAGGGCGGAGGGAGUUGAGUGUCUAUUCUUGUGAGUGAAUUGAAUUCGAUCGAAAUACCAAUCAAACCAACAAGACUAAUUACAUCCGUUGCCUGGCACCCCGAAUGAGAGCAUGACAAUGACGAGGUAAUAACUAUGACAGUUGACAUUGAAUGAGUUGGAGUGGGUUGAGUGCAUUGGAUGCUACAUGACCGAUUGGCAUUGCCUGUGGCAUAGCUUCAUUGAGAAUCAAACAUACCGUUUGGAAAGUUGAUUGACUGUUACCUAUAGAAAUAUUCAAUGCACAGCUUCCCAAAAGACCAUAACACACUAAUUGAGCUAUUAAAAUGAUGUAACUCUUGGAUCCCCUCUUCAGUGAAUAUUUGCCUUUUUCGGCAUGGGGCAACGCAAAGAUUGAGCCAAACCGCGAACGACUUUUUACCUUAUGCGCUACUUCAAACGCUCAUUUGAUAUUCAUCCAACGUGCGAAAAUGUUUUCAUCCCUGCAGUCCUUAUUCUGGCAGGUCUUUGGUGCUUCUUUUUCAGGAAUGUGUGUCUUUUUAUGUUCUUUGGGGAGAAUUCAGCAGAAAAGCCGGUAAAUACUAGUAGCUGCAGCAGUAUUGAAAGGUGUGAUUGAAAAUCCCUUGCUGGAGUAGGAUCGCGGGAUGGUUGUUGCGUGAUGAGGGAGAAAAACGUGACGCCCUUUUUGGCGGUGGUAUUUGCUCAAAAAGUCUUUCUUCGUCGCUCAAAGACGAAUAUGCAUGAUUUAGCAAGCGCAGGUCUAUGUGUUGGCACAUUUCGAAGCACGUGUCUCGAUAGUGGCGCUGUUCGAUGUAGAGGGUAAGAGUGGGGCUCAAGGAAUCGAUAAAAUUAGUCAUUCAAUUUUGAAAAACUGUCGUUCAAAUGCAGAUCGUGAAAUUGUGUUGUAAUAUUCAUGAUUCAAUUUUCGUGACAUUAUUAUUAGAGCUCAUUUGUCCUUUUGGGUUGGCGAAGAUGAUGAAUUUGUAAAGAAGCCAGGUUGAGGUAUUAUGAAAAAGUUUCAAGUUUUGAUUCAUUUUAGGUCGAUGAAGUUACUUUACAACAUAAAUUAGAAUGUUUUUCGUCACACAGAGAAUGAAGCCUUCUCUCUUCGAAAAAAACAAUCAUGCACACCCGAUUGUUACGGAUGACGUCAUGCUGCGCUCGUUAGAUCAAUUAAUCCAUCGUUGGCAUUUUUUGUCACCAGCAUCUAAUAUCCCCCGUUGUGGAAAGCUACGAACCUUUGCAGCUUCCGAAUCGUGGGUUAAUAUUUCCGCAUGCUUGGUUGAUGGCGGAGUCGGACUGUGUAUGAGUAUCGAGAAAGACUGCUCCGUGAUCUCCGUGGAUUUCCCCCGUCGGAACGUGAGCUCAACAAAAGAGCGAGAGAACUCCCGGCGUGAGACUAAUCCCUUCACGCCUUUCAACCAUCAUGGCUCUGAUGAAGCCGGUUGGGUUUGAGGGAAACAAAAAACGGUUCCGUAUCUGAUUCGAAAUAUGUUGUUCAUGCGCUCGACGACAUCACGUAGCACUUUCUGUUCUGUAUUUGUUUUGUAUUGCAACUGUACAGGAAGUGGCAAUGAGAGGAAUGAGAGGAAGCUGGACUAUUUGACCCUGACUGUAUGCCAUGCUUAGCUGCAUGAGGUUUUGAAGGGAAAAACGCAGAGCAUAUUGUGUUGUAAUUUACACAUUCACAUCCGAACACAAAACGAAAGCAGAAUUCGUGUUCUGGAAGUCUUAUGGAGGAUUGUGAUAAUUUGCUUUGCAGCCACGAUCGGGUGUAUUUGGGACUUUCCUCGUCAGAACAUGGGAAUACUGGGAACUUGAAAAGGCAUUGUACAGUGGGUGGUAAACUCUUGGCUCCUUUUCGGGGUGUCGGCAAUCAAACAUCAUAGAAAGCAAGGCCUAGGAUUUAGAGAGUAAUAAAUUUAUGAUCACGUUCUGUUUGGAAAUCUUUCGAAGAGGCAGAAAGAUCGCAAAGGCACGUUGUUGGAUAAUACAGAAAAUCGGUUUUAUGCAUAAUCUGUUCACCUUUCUAGAGAUCUCAACACCAGUCAAAUAAGUUAGUUUGAAAGGCCGCUUUCGUGGUACAUUCGUCAUAACAAUUAACUUUUUGUUAGCUUUUUUAGGAAGAAAAUGUAACUCGAUUCAGCAAAAAAAUAAAUCUGUAACAUACAUUCGGACAAACAUUAUCAGCGAUGGGAAGUAUGGCUUUCCGUUAGCAUGGUCAUACAACGUUUUUUUACGAAGCUGUAGCAUUGAUGUUUUAUGAGUUCCCUUCGCCGGUGUUCCGAAGCAGAACGUAAUGCGAUUAUUUACACUUUUGUGUUUGUACGGAAAUCAAUUAUGCUUCCAACAGACGGAGGUUUUUCGUUUUAGGCUUAACUCAUACUGCAUCAUUAGUCUUAAUUAUGCAUAACGAAUGUUUCUCUUUUUGUUGGAAGUAUUUUGUUGAGCAUAUGCAUGUAGUGAAAUUUGAUUUGUUAUUUUGUGUUGGCAAUUUUAUUAAAUAAUUCAUGCAAAGUAAUAUUUUUAGCAUAACAUAUAAAACUUCGUAUGGCAAAUAAAAAAAAAAGCUCAUCUCAUUUCCGCGCUUGCUGAUAGAAGCAUCCAGGCCAGCAUUUUAAUCGCUUUUUGACAGACAUGCAGCGACCUUGGCCGCUACGAUUCGCGUAACGUGUAAAUGCGACUCGGGUGCUGAUAAUGAAGUGAGAGGGAUCGGCACAGAUCGAUUGGAGAGAGAGAUCGUGAACGGCGAAGAGAGAUCGGAGAAUGGAGACAGAAGCGAUGGCAGAGAGAAGCGGGACUUCGGUGACGGCUUGCGGGUAGUUCGGGUGUGUUUAGAGUGGCGGUUGAAUUAAUGUAGCGGGAAAUAAAAGUUAAUAAAUAAAGUUAGUUAUAAUCUCUAAAAUAUUAAUCUUUAGUUGUUUCAUCUGGUGACAGCGGUAAAGCGCCUACUUUGUAGCGCACGUAACGUUAUUUCUGGCUGGUGUUCUAAGUGAUAGUGUAAAAGUAAAGGUAUACAGUAUGUGGUGAAGGUAAAUUGCAGCGUCAUAGUGUUAAGUGCUAAUUAUGAUCUAAUUAUUAAAAUAUUCAUUUUUCUUUCGUGUAACUAAGUUAACAACAGUUUAUUUUUGUUACUAUCAUUACAAUCAUAGUCAUCAUAAUCAGUAGGCUAAUCAAAUUAGUUGGUAAAUUUUUGCAAUCAUAAUCCGUCAUUUUAUUUUAGCCGCGUACGUAGAGAGUAAUGAACCCUAAGGUGUUGGCGCUUAGAAACAGGACUGUCAAAAUUAAUAACGGUAACGUUGAUAAAAUUCAUUCAACAAAUCUGCAACACAAUCUUAAUUCAACUACAAAUAGUGAUCAGUGUCUACACAAAGAAUAUAGUUAUACGGAACGCCUCAGAAUUCUUAAGGAAGACUUUUUCAACCAGAGUAUUGAAAUCGAGCGUGCAUUAAACACUACAAUCCACAAAAUGGCAUAUGAAUUUCCACUCGAAAGGGCAAUGCUAUGUAUUCCGGAAUACAACGGAAAUGCAAAUGAUUUAGAUGGAUUUCUUUAUCAAGUUGAAUUCUUUGCUAAACAAAUACCAGCGGGUGAAUCGGAGGAAGAUUUAAUUCGAACCGUAAUGUUUAAAUUAAAAGGUAGUGCGGCUGGUUUCUUUAAUCGCAUAUUAGACGAAUCGUGGGUAAAAGUAAAAUCAAACCUUAUUAAGCUGUUUGGAGAAAAAAUGAGCUUAGAAGCCAUUUUCCAACAAGUGGAAACACUACAACAAGGGGGAAAUGAAGCUUUUCCCGCAUUCAAAGAAAGGGUUCUUAAACUCAAAGAAAACAUAAUUAAUGCAGAUAAAAACAACACCGAGGACUCGUACGCCAUACGAAACCUAAAAAUACACUUUUUAGCUGGUUUGAAAAAUUCGGAACUGCAAACACUGGCGAGAAUGAACAAACACUUAGAUUUCGAUGAACUUUUAGAGUAUUUGGAAGAUGAAGUGGUUCAAAUUGAGCACAUGCGGAAAAUCGAAACUAGGUUGAAUCGCUCAGAAGCGCAUAAUACUCCUCAAACCAGUUACUGUAGUGGCUCAUCUGCACAAGGCGUGAUUGACGAAAGAAACCUGCAGCAAGAAGAAUGUAGUGCCAAUAGUUUUAGACGCUGCAACAAUAGCACUAAUUUCACUAACCCUUCAAAUUCAAAUAGUUUUUGGCAAUCACAACCCAAUAGUACGGCAUAUAACACAAAUACUCGUAACAUUAACAGUAACUUUUCUCGGCCAAGAAGAUAUUUUGCUCCGCAUAGUAGUUCCUACCAUAAUAAUUAUACACACCUAACACCAUCAAACAAUUCAACACAACCACAAAAUUAUUAUACACAACAUUUUUCACAACAAACACCACCACAGAAUCAACAUGAAACUAAUAAUUCACGGGGACAAAAUCAAUAUAGCCACCAACCAUUGAAUUCCAACACACAUACAAAAAACUAAAUCAAGGAACACUAUGUGAUGAAACAGUAAUUAAUAGUGUUCCGAAAAAACAGAAAAAUUUAUUUUUGCUCAGUCCUAAAGAAGAAUAUAUGGAUAACAUAGAAGAAGUACCAAAUGUCUGUGGAAAUGAAUAUGAAUCAUUGGAUAUAGAAUUUACUAGCGAUGGUAAACUAAUGGUUCAUAUUUUAUCGCAGAGCUCAAAAAAAAUAAUGAUAAAGUAUUUAAUUGAUUCGGGAGCUUGCUUCAAUGCAUUGAGUUGGGAAUCGGCAAAAGAAUUAGGGCCUUCUUCCAUAAAUUACAAUGACAAAAUAACAUUGUCAGGGUUUGAUGGAACUUUGUCCGAAACCAUUGGCUCAAUUUAUGUUAAUUUAAAUGUUGGAAAAUCUUUAUAUGCUAUAAAAUUUUACAUACUUAAAACACUCAGCGUUCCAGGAAUAAUUGGAGCUAGUUUUUUAAGAAAAUACACGUUAGGAAUAGGAAAAAAAUUUGAAAACAUUCAUUUGCAAAAGAAUAUAAAUGAAAAUGAGAAGGAAAAAGGGAGCGAGGAAGCGAGUAUGAAUGAAGAAGAUUGUACUUUGAUAGACAAUCAAGAAAAAAAUGAGUUGCUCUCACAUAUGGAGAAACAACUCUCUGAUUGUGAUGUGGUCGAAACGAGCAAGGAGGAAGAGUUAGUCGGUUCAGAAAGAUAUAGAGAAUUAGUAAAGAAAAUCAAUUUUACACAUUUAGAUAGCACAAAAACAAAUAUCAUUCAACAAAUAAUUGCAAAAUACACCGAUAUAUUCCAUUUGCCAGGGGACAAACUUACAUUUACUAAAGCAGCAAUGCACGAAAUUGAAACAAAUUCCAAUAUACCUAUAUAUAAAAGACAGUACAGAUUUCCAGCUGCUCUGAAUAAUAUUAUGGAAGAGCAAAUAGAAGAAAUGCUUAAACAGAAAAUAAUAAGGCCAAGUAAAAGUCCAUGGAAUGCUCCUGUCAUGUGCAUUCCCAAAAAAUCUGAGGAUGAUCAAGGAGAAAAAAAAUAUCGGAUAGUAGUCGAUUUUCGUGCUCUCAAUUUAAUAACUAAACCUUUCGUAUAUCCUAUUCCCAGAAUAGAUGACAUCAUGGAUAAUAUUGGCAAUAGUAAAUUUUUUUCUACCAUAGAUUUGAAAUCUGGAUUUUUUCAAAUACCCAUCGCACUUAAAGACGCCGCAAAAACAGCUUUCUCUACAGCUAAAGGGCACUAUGAAUUUUUAAGAAUGCCAAUGGGUCUCAAAAACAGUCCUUCAACAUUUCAGAAGCUGAUGAACACUGUGAUUUACACCAUACAACCAAUUAAAGCUUUCGUUUACUUAGAUGAUAUUGUGGUGUUCGGGGAUUCAAUAGAAGAGCACACCAAUAACCUACUAAAAGUGUUUAAUGCUUUAAGAAAUCACAAUCUCAAAAUAGAACCGUCAAAAUGCAAAUUACUCCACAAAGAAAUAACAUAUUUAGGCCACACUAUCAAGGAAACAGGUAUUAAACCAACACAAGCAAAUGUGAAAACAAUUUUAGACAUGCACACACCAAAAACCCUGAAGGAAGUACGAUCGUUUUUAGGAAUGAUAAAUUUUUAUGGUAAAUUUAUACCAAACGUUUCUGAUAUUAGAAAGCCUUUGCAUGAGCUUUUAAAGAAAAAUGCUGAAUUCAUUUGGGAUAAAAAUUGCGAUGAAGCAUUUAAAACGU
This is a messenger RNA of Anopheles arabiensis, 8633 nucleotides long. RefSeq lists its product as uncharacterized. The transcript is spliced from 2 exons. Bases 5697 to 6932 code for a protein of 411 amino acids. Lineage: Eukaryota; Metazoa; Arthropoda; Insecta; Diptera; Culicidae. The record is from RefSeq and is a predicted model, not a curated record.